Molecule: messenger RNA, 410 nt
Organism: Physeter macrocephalus (sperm whale)
Lineage: Eukaryota; Metazoa; Chordata; Mammalia; Artiodactyla; Physeteridae
Product: 60S ribosomal protein L10-like
Exons: 1
Coding region: 41-343 (100 amino acids)
Biological process (GO): ribosomal large subunit assembly; translation
Cellular component (GO): ribosome; cytosolic large ribosomal subunit
Molecular function (GO): structural constituent of ribosome
Source: RefSeq, a predicted model, not a curated record
AUGACUGGCAUGCUGUCCCCAAUCUAGGCUCCAGACAGGUAUGCGUGGUGCCUUUGGAAAGCCCCAGGACACAGUGGCCAGGGUCCACAUUGGCCAGGUCAUAAUGUCCAUCCGCACCAAGCUGCAGAACAAGGAGCAUGUGAUUGAGGCCCUCCGCAGGGCCAAGUUCAAGUUCCCAGGCCGCCAGAAGAUCCACAUCUCCAAGAAGUGGGGAUUUACUAAGUUUAUUGCAGAUGAAUUUGAAAACAUGGUGGCAGAAAAGUGGCUCAUCCCAGAUGGCUGUGGGGUCAAGUACAUCCCUAAUCAUGGCCCCCUGGACAAAUGGCGGGCCCUGCACUCGUGAGAGCCUUGGCGCUGCCCCCUUCCUACCCAUGCCCACCAAUAAACCCUACUUUCUUGUCCCUGUCAAA